AUGGAAAUUGAUCCAAAUGUGAACUUAGGGGAGUUCGAAGAGGAUCUGGUUGGUUCUGAAGAAGCAGCAGUUUCCGCUGAUAUACGUAAAACCAUCGGUCACUUGAUGACUUCUUUCCCUGGAGUGGAUGAGUAUAUGUCUUAUACAGAGGUGUUUCGGUUGGUCCGCAAUAUGGAUUAUUCAGUCGUCAUUUUUGAUACUGCUCCUACUGGCCACACACUACGAUUGUUAGCGUUUCCAGAGGCUAUGGAGAAAAGCCUUAGCAAAGUACUCUCAAUGAAAAAUCAGUUCGCUCCAAUUUUAAACCAAUUAAUGGGUUUAGUCGGAAUGAACAGUACACAAGGUGGUGAUUUAACAAAUGCAAUAGAAACACGUUUACCUAUCGUUAAAGAAAUAACAAAGCAGUUCAAAGAUUCCACUCAGACUACAUUUGUAUGUGUUUGCAUACCCGAAUUCUUAAGCAUGUACGAAACGGAACGCUUAGUUCAACACAUAAACUUAAUUCUUGCACUCAGAAAAGAGUUAAUUCAAAUUGUCACAUCUCUGGCUCCAUUAAAUUAUUAA
Schistosoma intercalatum is the source of this 564-nucleotide messenger RNA. Lineage: Eukaryota; Metazoa; Platyhelminthes; Trematoda; Strigeidida; Schistosomatidae. The record is from the annotation of a GenBank genome assembly.